AUGACUUGUUUUGGUUAAUGCCAAAGUUGUUUUGCUCAAUGGAUUUUCGAAUCUUUUACAUAGGCAGUAGGGCUUCAAUUUAUUGUUGAAGUCUAUUGUUAUAGCAAAGCUUGAUGCAAAUUAUUGGUUAUUAAAAAUGAUUGCUAAAGAUGUCCGUCAACGGUGUCUUGUUUUCUUGAAAUUAUUCAUAAAUAUCUAAGUGCUAACAUAUUUGUGUUACAAUUGGAGGAGAUAUAUUGCGUUAAAUAAAAGACGAAUACGGUUAAGUGUUUAUUCAUCGAACGAGACGCAAAAACAGUGCGUGCCGGCAUCCCUUGUACUCGAUGUCGUAGUAUUUCUCGUAGAAAUCCUGUAUUAGCUCCUCCACCUGCAAAAUGAUGUCUAAUGAUAUAUUGCAGACAAAGUGUGAUGUGUGUGCGGAGAUCGCUCAUGAACCUUACAUCGAAUGCUGCGAUUGUGAGACGAACCUUUGUUCUGGAUGUUUUGCUGCCGGUAAGGAAACAACUACGCACAAAAAUGACCACAUGUACGCUAUCAGAAGAAACGAUUUCCCGCUCUUCGAAAACUGCAAUUGGUCAGCGAAAGAAGAAUGCAAAUUACUUUCGGCAUUAUCGACGUGUGGUUAUGGUAACUGGGAAGAGAUAUCAAAAAGUGUCCACACGCGAUCUAAGUUAGAAUGUCAGGAACAUUACAAGAAAUAUUACAUUGAGAAUGUCCCGUGUAAAGAGCUCCAAGUAUUUCCAGAAACUAAAGAGUCCUUGUUUCCAAAACUGCUCACACCUUACUUGUACAAUACAGAUGUGUGUACGAACCCUCCAAGAAAUAAUACUGGUGACCAACACUUGGCUGGGUAUAACGCAUACAGAUCAGAAUUUGAGUUUAACUAUGACCAUAAUGCUGAGAGCAUUUUUAACAUAGAAGACAGCCAUUCAGAAGAUGAUGAUGAAUGUAUGGAUGCAUUGAAAGUUUCACUGGUAAAUGCUCUUAACACAAGGUUACGGGAAAGGCGAAGGAGGUACAAAAUCAUACAGAACCAUGGUCUCAUAAUGGCUAAUAAACUGAUUGCGUGGGUGCAAAAAUUUGAUGUGACAAUGACUAGACAAAAAGCAGAAAGACUCCUUUGCUUCAUGCAGUUUAUGACUGGAAUGCAGUUCGAUGCAUUUAUGGAAACCAUGAAUUUGGAGUACGAACUGAUGCAAAAGUUAUUAAGGCUCUGCCAAUUCCGCCGAUACGGCAUAAAAACAUUAUACACAGCUAGGAUUUUCAAACAGUUGAAAAGAGACAAUGACUUGCAUGUGAAAGAGCAGAAACAUGCAACAGCCAUCAUGGCUAAGAACUUUGAUAAUCAAUCACCAACGAAACCCACUACUCUGUACGGUAGAAACAAGCUACUGAAGUUUAAAAGGACAUUGAUGCCUCUCGAGAUUACAGAUUUGCCAGGAUUCAGUCAACUCACUGAGACUGAGAGAGUUCUCUGCUCCAACUUGAGACUGACACCCGAGAGUUUUUUGGACAUUAAAGAACAACUCAUAGCACAGAACUUUAAAAUGGGCUGCCUUCGGUUAAUAGAUGCCAGGAGGAUAAUCAAAAUUGAUGUAAAUAAGACUAGAAAGAUCUAUGAUUACUUAAUGUAUGAAGGAUUUAUAACCAAACCGGUGUAAAUAAAUUGUUUUUAUCAUUC
Molecule: messenger RNA, 1681 nt
Organism: Manduca sexta (tobacco hornworm)
Lineage: Eukaryota; Metazoa; Arthropoda; Insecta; Lepidoptera; Sphingidae
Gene: Ada2a
Product: transcriptional adapter 2A
Exons: 1
Coding region: 375-1661 (428 amino acids)
Biological process (GO): regulation of transcription by RNA polymerase II; chromatin remodeling
Cellular component (GO): nucleus; SAGA-type complex
Molecular function (GO): protein binding; chromatin binding; transcription coactivator activity
Source: RefSeq, a predicted model, not a curated record